Messenger RNA from Racocetra fulgida, 1142 nucleotides. Lineage: Eukaryota; Fungi; Glomeromycota; Glomeromycetes; Diversisporales; Gigasporaceae. The record is from the annotation of a GenBank genome assembly.
UCGUCAUAAAAAUAGAGAUGAUUCCUUUACCGUAUUCAGACAAACAAUGGACGAUGCUGAAGUUGCAAUAGAUGAAUUUCAUGAUAAUGAUUCUAAAAUAUGUAUCAAAAAAUUUGAAACACUAUUACGAAAGAUUAAGUGUGACAAAUUAAAAAAACCACUUAAACAACUUCUCAAUUCAUUUAAAGGGAAAGGAAAAUGUUCGUCAGAUUCAAGCAACAAUAAUCUCUCUUUUAAAUUUCCUGAUGUCAUAAAUCCUGCGGAAGAGGUUUGGAUGGACAAAGACAGUUCUUUGGAAGUACAAUCAAUCAUUCUUCAAAGUUAUGAUGAAAACAUGUUCAAAGAAGUUGUUAUGUUAUAUUGUAAAGUUAAAGAGAAGGAAGGUGAAUUACAAAAUAUUUUAAAAAAUAAAAAAGUAUAUGCCAUAGGUCCUCACGUUGUUAAUGACGAAAAGCUUUAUUUAACUUAUUGGUCAAGUGAAGAAUUAGAUAAAUCUAUAAUGAAAAAAAUCUCAAGAACCUUCAAGAAAAACUAUGAUAUAGCAUAUUAUUUUGUGGGUGAUGUGACGUCAGACGAAACUACGAUUGUUGAUGCAGAUGUACCUAAACUCUAUACUAAUAAUGUUAGAAAAAAUCUAUCAGUAUCUCAUAACAUAAUGAGUCAAGGUGUUUACAUGAAUAAAAAGAGUCAAGACGUUAACAUGAAUAUUAGCAUAAGUGUAGAAGUUAAAAUCGAUGAAAAAGGUGCAAAGUUUGUGGAUAUUUGGAUUAAAAAAAAAAAUGUCGACACAAGAUGUAUAAAUAGUGAUCAUUAUCAUUGUAUUUCAUUUGAAAUCCAUAUUGUCCCCAUUCAUCCUCAUCUUAAACAUGUUGUUACACGGCUAAAAGAAUUUUCACCUGUCCGAAGACAUAUAAUGACUAGUUCUGUGAAUACAGAAAAAAAUGUUGGAAUAAAACUCUCUACACAGCCUUCCGUCGAGGCUGGAUUUAAAAAAACUACUAGCACAACAUGCAGCUCAUGGGACUUACAGACAAACUCUCUUCCCGGUCAUCUUGAAUGGAAAUAUAUUUUUAAUGAUGGCGCUGUACAAAUUCAUAGACAUUGUGUUGAUAAACUUCCAGAAUUAGAUGAACCAUUCCACG